AUGUUGAGUCAAAGUUCCGGGUCAGAUCCAAAUUCGAGUCGGAUUUGGGGUCCUCUUUGCUGCAAUUGUGGUAGAGCUACGACGCUUGUAAAGUCUUUGACAAAUGAGAAUCCGGGUAGAAGAUUCUUCAAGUGUGUUGUUCAUGGUUUUGCAAAGUGGGCAGAUGAAGAAAAGCCAUACGGUUGGCAGAAGGUGAGUUUACUGGAGGCUAAAGAUGAGAUGAAGGUAUUGAAAGAAUCUCUGAAGGCAAUGAAUGUGAGUGGUUCCACUGCUCUCUCCCAUGAUUUAGUGAACAAACCCGAGGAAGAGAAGAAGAAGGUUGAAAUUGAAGAGAACAAGAAGCUUGAAAGUGAAGUGAUGGCUGCUAAUGAGAGGGAAAAAAUGCUUAGGCAGUUUAUCUUAUUGUCUUGGGGAGGUUUCAUUGUUGUAAUUGCCAUGAUCCUUGUAAUGGCAAAGAUUUAG
Molecule: messenger RNA, 462 nt
Organism: Camelina sativa (false flax)
Lineage: Eukaryota; Viridiplantae; Streptophyta; Magnoliopsida; Brassicales; Brassicaceae
Source: RefSeq, a predicted model, not a curated record